GUUUGAGAAGAGAGAGAGAGAGAGAGAGAGAGGAUAUUCCACGUUGGCACUUCCCAAACGCCACUUAUGUAAACUCAAAAACACAGAAAUAAACUCAUGGUCACAAAAAAAGGAUAACAAAGACAAAACAAAAUGCCUUCCCAGUAACCAGAAAAAAGAGAAAAAAAAAAUAGAAGAAAGAAGUAGCGUCUGCCUCAGCUUAUCCCUUUGAUGUGAGGCCAUGCUUUCCAGGAAAGUAACAUGACCAAGAGCAAGGCCUCAUGAAGACAAGGCUUUCUGAGUGCCAUGAAGAAGAGGCCAGAGGUUCGUCACGAGCCCCAACACUUGGAAGUUCUGAAAGCCGUUGCACAGGCCUGGUACAACCACUCUGGCACUUCCAAACCCAUGAGCGAAUUCGACGCUCAUCGAAGAAACUUCAGAGGAAAGCCUUCACGCUUUAAGCUCGAAGCACUGAACAAGCCACCAACUUCUUCUAAAAACACUUAUUGGGACUUUCAGCACUCUCUUUGGGACUCCUAUGAGCUUGUCACAGUUUCAAGAAGGAUAGAGACUGGCUUGGCUUUAGAUAACCCUUUUGAUCAGUUGUGUGGUUCCGCUCCAAUCCAACGCAAGCCCAAGCCUGAGAGAUGUAUUAGGAUAAUACUCAAAGGUCAACGAAGUAAAGUUGAAAUAAACGAGGUUAAACAAUUUAUUUAAUGUCCUACUUUAAAUUCUAGUCUUAGCACAUGCAUUAAAAGUUAAGUUUCAGUGUCUGUUACUAAUAUUAGAAAACACUUUCUUGAGGUGCAAGACUGCUACAAGAAUUUUCUGGUGAUGAUAAAUUACCACAAAAAUUUGUUUUGGGACUAAAACUUAAAAUGGGGAGAAGG
Messenger RNA from Cajanus cajan (pigeon pea), 869 nucleotides. RefSeq lists its product as uncharacterized. NCBI's taxonomy places the organism in Eukaryota, Viridiplantae, Streptophyta, Magnoliopsida, Fabales, Fabaceae. The record is from RefSeq and is a predicted model, not a curated record.